Ascochyta rabiei is the source of this 1512-nucleotide messenger RNA. RefSeq lists its product as uncharacterized. The record is from RefSeq and is a predicted model, not a curated record. NCBI's taxonomy places the organism in Eukaryota, Fungi, Ascomycota, Dothideomycetes, Pleosporales, Didymellaceae. The transcript has 3 exons. Bases 1 to 1512 code for a protein of 503 amino acids.
AUGGCUCGCCAACCCGCCGCGGUUGCACAUCUGCGCCUUGCGAAACCGCUCACCACUGCUUACGUACUGGGUUGGCUGUCGAGCACCACUCCGCGUCUGGCCAGGAUACUGCUCUUGUUCGCCAGACGCAAAUUGACCGUUCGAGCUGCGUGGCUGCAUACCGUCGAUACGCUCCGCGGGGCCUGUGCCAUCCAUCGUUUCCCUGCCUUCUGCGCUGUUCUCGUCGGUGGAUCGACGCUCCUUCAGAUCCCAAUCAAAGCCUUGCUCAUCACAGCUCUACCUCGGCUCAGAUCAUCUCCAAAGUCCUUUGACCAUUGGAUUGCUGGACUGCUCGCCAGAUUCUCUGCAGCUCUGAUCUCAGCGUCUGUCUCGUUCCAGCUGCUGAACAGCGCUCCCACCAAGUAUGCUCCGUCCACCGCACCAGGCGCAACAUCAAGCUUCACCAAGACUAGCCUUGGCCCGUUCGACGAACCCCCGGAACAACAUGCAGCAGAGCCGAAGAACGUACUGCCACUUACAAGACCAGAUCUUGCUGGAAGAACCUUGGACUUGACUCUCUUCGCGGUCGUACGAGCUUUGGACGUUGCCGUAUGCACGACUACCUCCUCCCUCCAACCUUCAUCACGACUGCAUCAAGCUGCAAGUAAGCUCCCCACCCCUCUUUUCUGUUUGUCGGCAGCCACAAUCAUGUGGUCGUGGUUCUACAGUCCCAGCCGCCUCCCUCAAAAUUACAACGCGUGGAUAUCUGCCGCCGCAGGACUGGAUCACCGUCUCAUGCUCGCUCUUCGCCACGCUAGAUAUGGCACCUUUCAAUAUGGCAAGCACACGGGCAUGGCCCCUCUUCUCGGCUCCAUGGCUCGCGACUAUGGCAUGCCGGAAGAGGCUGGCGAUCCUGCCAAAACGGUGCCAGUGCCAUGUGAGCUGGUGCACAUGGGCUGCGGAAAGAGCUGUGAGAAGCACGCGCUAUGGCGCUUCUGGCGUGGCUGGGCGUUUGCGGCGAAGAUGUACUUCCCGCUGCAGCUCUUUGUACUGGCCAGGCACUUGAGGAAGACUGGGCGCCCUGGAGACCGAUUCGCUGGACUGACUCAACACACGUUGACGGCAGCCUUCCAGGAGGCUACCUGGCGUUCGUCGUUCCUUGGCGCGUUUGUUGCGUUCUUCUACUAUGGCGUCUGCCUCUCACGCACCCGUCUUGGACCAAGCAUCUUCUCAUCCAGAACGGUGACGCCGCAGAUGUGGGAUUCAGGGCUGUGUGUCCUGAGCGGGUGUCUGUUGUGUGGACUCAGCAUACUGGUAGAGGAGUCUAGACGGCGCCUCGAGAUGGUGCUAUUCGUACUGCCCAGGGCUGCAGCCACAUGGCUGCCUCGCCGGUAUUUGCCUGAACACCGCUGGAAAGAGCAUCUGGCAUUCGCGCUCAGCGCUGCAGUGGUGAUGACUGCGGCGCAGGAAGACCACAGGCGUGUGAGGGGCGUGUUGGGGAGGGUGCUGCAUAGAGUCUUGAAGGCCGAUUGA